AUGCAUGAUGUGUGCCCAAUUACAACAGAUGGGGAACAACUUUCUCUUUGUUUUGAUUCUCUGUUGCCUGCCACCAGUGAUGUGACUGUUCAAACUUUUGUCCAGGGUGAUCUGGGCUCAAGCAAUGAGUUCUAUGAUGUAAUUGACCAAGAUGGAAACAACUUGGGUCAAAACAAUGGUGGGGGGGAAUGCUCUAAUUCCUAUGACCAGACUGAUUUUGUUAUGACACAGGCCACAUUCAAUACUUGGGUGGCAACUGGCUUUGUCAGUUUCAUAAUGGAUGCCUCUAUAGAGGUGAACCCGAUCUGCCUCCAGCAGGAUGUGUACAUCAAUCUGGUCUAUUCCACUAGGUAA
This is a messenger RNA of Seminavis robusta, 354 nucleotides long. The record is from the annotation of a GenBank genome assembly. Lineage: Eukaryota; Bacillariophyta; Bacillariophyceae; Naviculales; Naviculaceae.